Messenger RNA from Strongylus vulgaris, 228 nucleotides. Lineage: Eukaryota; Metazoa; Nematoda; Chromadorea; Rhabditida; Strongylidae. The record is from the annotation of a GenBank genome assembly.
AUGCUGAUCCGAAUCGUAGAUAGAUUGAGCGAUCUACUCGAAAUGGACGUUCUAUGGACCGUUUGGACCCAAAGACCAUAUGUGUGCUUUGGAAGGGGGACGAGCGCAACGCGGGGAGCAGCUGAGAAUCGCAAUGGACCCUUCGUCGGAGUGUGGGAAGAUUUGUUAGGGGCACGUGACGCGCGAGCGGUCACAUCAAGGAACGUGGGAACGGCAACAGAAGUGUGA